Messenger RNA from Hevea brasiliensis (rubber tree), 435 nucleotides. RefSeq lists its product as uncharacterized. The record is from RefSeq and is a predicted model, not a curated record. Bases 1 to 435 code for a protein of 144 amino acids. The transcript has a single exon. NCBI's taxonomy places the organism in Eukaryota, Viridiplantae, Streptophyta, Magnoliopsida, Malpighiales, Euphorbiaceae.
AUGCCCCUAUCUAUCUGUCAGAAGCUAAAUGUUGGAGAGCUUAAACCAACAACUAUUUCUUUGCAACUAGCAAAUAGAUCUAUGAAGUAUCCAAUAGGAAUUCUGGAGAACAUCCCUAUAAAGGUUGGUAAAUUCUUUAUACCAGUAGACUUUAUUGUUCUGAAAAUGAAGGAGGAUAUUCAAAUUCCUAUAAUCUUGGGAAGACCUUUCUUAGUAACUACCAGAGUAACUAUAUAUGUUAAAAAUGGGUGGUUGACUUUCAAAGUGGGAGAAGAGGAAGUAGAGUUAAACUUGUUUCAUGCCAUGAAACCAAAGCCAGACAUGGAUAAGUGCUUAAGAGUUGACAUAAUUGAUAUGCUAGUUGAAGAGGAGUUCAACAAGAGAUAUCCAAAGGAUCCUCACUUGUGUUGUGCACAUCGAUACUACAAAAAAUGA